This is a messenger RNA of Rhinolophus ferrumequinum (greater horseshoe bat), 2345 nucleotides long. RefSeq names its product acyl-CoA binding domain containing 7 (gene ACBD7). Gene Ontology annotation, biological process: fatty acid metabolic process. The transcript is spliced from 4 exons. Bases 79 to 345 code for a protein of 88 amino acids. Gene Ontology annotation, molecular function: fatty-acyl-CoA binding. NCBI's taxonomy places the organism in Eukaryota, Metazoa, Chordata, Mammalia, Chiroptera, Rhinolophidae. The record is from RefSeq and is a predicted model, not a curated record.
GCCCUUUAAAGAGCGGUGGGACGCACAGGUCCUGAGAACCGAGCCUCAGGAGUGCCGGAUUCGCUGGUGGUCACCACUAUGUCCCUGCAGGCUGAUUUUGACAGGGCUGCCGAAGAUGUGAGGAAGCUGAAAACAAGGCCAGAGGACGAAGAACUGAAAGAACUCUAUGGGCUCUACAAACAGUCUGUAAUCGGAGACGUUGAUAUCGAGUGCCCAGGAAUGUUAGACUUAAAAGGCAAGGCUAAGUGGGAAGCAUGGAACCUCCAAAAAGGAUUAUCGAAGGAGGAUGCCAUGACUGCCUAUAUUUCUAAAGCAAAAGAACUGAUAGAAAAAUAUGGAAUUUAGAAUUCAGCAUAUGAGAGAACUUUCCUUUGAAGCCUUCAUGAUGAUAUCCCACAUUUGGGGGAGAACUGCACUGUGAACUCUAUGUAUCGUGAAUGUUUGUGCUAGUAACAUGAAUUGUAAUCCUUAAUUAGAGGUAUGAUGAAAUGACACAUUUAAUGAAAUUCUACUUGCUCAAACCAGGUGGGUGUUUUGGGUUUUUUUACAUUUUAAAAAAUUGUCUUUAUUUAGGUUUCUGAAUCAUCGCAUUCAUCAAAGACUAAUCAACAUAGAGGUGAUUUUAAACAUUCUUUUAAAAAAUAUUGCUCUGGUAAUAUAUGCACAAAAACAUUAACAAUUGUUUGUUCUUUUGGCUUGUCUGUUUUUCUGCAACAGGUUAGUAUGACUAGUGUAGUCAAAACAUUUUUGAAAGAACCAAUAACAAGAUUGUUCCUUUGUGGUACCGUGUGGCUUUGGGGUUCGCUCUGACCCAGGGCCUGAUUCCAGCCCUUACUCUGUGAGUUAGUUAGCAGGUGACCGGAGGCAAGUUACUUAAUCUUGCUAUGCCUCAUCUGUAUAGUGGGGGAGGGGGGAAUCCAUCUCACAGGGUUGUAAGAACUGAGUGAGAUAACUGUAGUUAUCCUACCGUUGUUUUAAGUCUUCUGCUAUAUAAAACCUAACAACAAAUCAGUUACAUUUUUUAAAAAAGAUAAAUGUAUGAGUCUAUAGCUCUUCAAAGAAAAAAACCUACCAUGGGACUAUCAACUGUUUCUCUUACAUUUAAGACAAAUCAAAAAAUCAAACUGAAAUGUAUUAAUAGUAUCUAGUGAUGAUAAACUGUGCAACUACUUUCUCUCUUACAUUGAGCUUUAUCAGAGUGAAAAUGUAGAAUCUGAAAUACCCUAUUGGCCCAGUACUCUGUCUUUCUUGCUGGUACACAGACUCUCUGAAAGGAGAUGGUUUCACUUUAAGGGUUCUAAAAUCUGCUUGAGAUUCCAUAGGAUAAAAGCCCCCCCCCCAAACACUGUACCUCUAUUGCCUGCAUAAGGGUUCAGGUUUGGUAUGGUACGGCCAGAAGGAUAGAUUGAUUUCAUGUGACUUUUAAGAAAAAAAAUCUAGAUUGACUAGAUGAAUUUCCAGAGAAUUGUGCUGAGUGAAAAAAGCCAGACCGAGAAAGGUUUCAUACUGUAUGAUCCCAUUUGUCACAUUCUGGAAAUGGCAAAAUCAUAGUCCUGGAGGGGACAGCAAAGCUACUGCCAGGGAGAAGGGCUGUGCGGUGUCUCUCAAAAGGCACCAGGAGGCCUCCUGUGGUCACGGAGUGCUCUGUGUCUUGACUAUACCUGGUCAGUGUCCUCGCUGGGAUACCACACUCAAAUUUCGCACAGUGUCACCAUUAGGGCAGACUGGGUAGCUCUGUGUUAGUUCUUACAACUGCAUGUGGAGCUACUGUUAUCUCAAAAUAAACAUGUUUAAUUGAAAACAAAUCUAACUUGAUUUCUAAACUGGAAAAUUUGGGGAAGUGCCGCUGAGUCUCACGUCUCCGACGUUUUGCCUUAAGAUAGAUACCUUCCACGAUGACGUCAACAUCCGGAACCGACAAGGAGAAGACAGCAAUGAUAGGCCUGGUCCUUUUAAUCGCGGGCCUGGGAACUCUUCGCGCUAUCCCCAUGUGGCCUUCACCUGCUCCAGGUGAGGAGGCAGGUGAGGAGGCCCACCCCAGAAGCCUGGCUUUGGCUCCAUCGUCGGACUCCCAUUGAGGACUUUAUUAACUGGAAGUUGUUGAAAUUAAUAAUCAAGAAUCCAAACUACUUCCGUACCAAUCCUUCCAUACGGGAACUCUGGAAAUCAUAUCAUACCAGAGAGUAAAGCACAGUACAUACUGAAUUAAACAUUUAACAUCAUUUGCUUGAUGCUAUUUUUAGCUCAAAUUUAUUACGUGAAUUCAAACUCAAAGCCCUCCCCCCAUAAUGAAUUUUAUAUUAUUUGCACUUUGUUAAAAAGGAAUGAUAAAUUCUAAAAAAAUA